Messenger RNA from Scomber japonicus (chub mackerel), 962 nucleotides. RefSeq names its product ATPase Na+/K+ transporting subunit beta 2b (gene atp1b2b). The coding region runs from base 1 to 885 and encodes 294 amino acids. The record is from RefSeq and is a predicted model, not a curated record. Lineage: Eukaryota; Metazoa; Chordata; Actinopteri; Scombriformes; Scombridae. The transcript has 8 exons. Gene Ontology annotation, molecular function: ATPase activator activity. Gene Ontology annotation, cellular component: sodium:potassium-exchanging ATPase complex. Gene Ontology annotation, biological process: intracellular potassium ion homeostasis; intracellular sodium ion homeostasis; potassium ion import across plasma membrane.
AUGGCAAAGGAUGGAGAUCAAGGCGAUUGGAAAGAGUUUAUAUGGAACCCCAGGACGAGGGAGUUUCUCGGCAGGACGGCGAGCAGCUGGGGUCUUAUAUUGGUCUUUUAUUUACUAUUCUACAUCUUCCUGGCCGGCAUGUUUACCCUCACCAUGUAUGUAAUGCUGCAGACCUUGGAUGAUCACAAACCAACCUGGCAAGACAGGCUCACCACACCAGGCAUGGUGAUUAGACCCAAAGCAGAUGAGACCUUUGAGAUUGUCUAUAACAUCCAGAAAACCGAGAGCUGGGACAUGUACGCUCAGGCCUUGGACAACUUCCUGUCACCCUACAACAACUCCGUCCAGGCCCAGAAAAAUGACGAGUGCACCCCAGACCAUUACUUUGUCCAGGAUGACAGCGGCGAUGUGAAGAACAACCCUAAGCGCUCCUGUCAGUUCAACCGCACCAUUCUGGAGGACUGCUCUGGAGUCGGUGACCGUUACUAUGGAUACCAGGAUGGCCAGCCAUGUAUCAUCAUCAAGCUGAAUCGGGUGAUUGGGAUGCUGCCAGGAAAGGAUGGACAGGCUCCGUAUGUCACAUGUGGGGCAAAGAGAUACAGAGUUGGCAAAGAUGAAUGGAAAGAAGACAGUGACAAAAUUGGAGAGAUGUUAUACUUCCCUCCAAAUGGCACUUUCAACCUCAUGUACUACCCCUACUAUGGCAAGAAAGCUCAGGUGAACUACUCUCAGCCUUUAGUUGCCGUCAAGUUCCUUAACAUCACUGUCAAUCAAGACGUCAACAUCGAGUGCAAGAUCAACGCCAACAACAUUCCUAUCGGGAGUGAAAGAGACAAGUUCGCUGGUAGAGUGUCUUUCAAGCUGAGGAUCAACACAGUUAACUAGGUUUACCUUUCCCACCUAUGAAAACCACUUUCUUCAUUCUCUGCAACAUUGCACAUACACAGAAACUAAUUGCAGGA